Messenger RNA from Eucalyptus grandis, 1548 nucleotides. Its product is annotated as peroxisomal (S)-2-hydroxy-acid oxidase. Lineage: Eukaryota; Viridiplantae; Streptophyta; Magnoliopsida; Myrtales; Myrtaceae. Bases 206 to 1309 code for a protein of 367 amino acids. The transcript has 12 exons. Gene Ontology annotation, molecular function: oxidoreductase activity; FMN binding. The record is from RefSeq and is a predicted model, not a curated record.
CCUUUCCUUUUACUUCUUUCGACUAAGUAAACAGAGUCGUGUCUGUCGCCCUCUCUCCAUUAUUCGCCGUGCUCCUCUGAAGUCUCAGUCACUCCCUUUGACCUGAGUUCAGAAACUCCAGUGUCAAAAUCAUAUUGGACCGAUGGACUAGUUCUGAACUACUUUCUAAAAAAUCCAUGAGAACAGAACAAGUACUGUUGAGAAGAUGGAGAUCACUAAUGUGAUGGAGUAUGAGGAAAUUGCGAAGAAGAAACUACCCAAGAUGGUGUAUGACUACUACGCGUCUGGUGCAGAAGACCAGUGGACUCUCACGGAAAACCGAAAUGCGUUUUCAAGGAUUUUGUUUCGGCCUCGGGUUCUUGUAGAUGUAAGCCAUAUAGACGUGACGACAAUGGUUUUGGGAUUCAAAAUAUCGAUGCCUAUCAUGAUUGCUCCAACAGCAAUGCAAAAGAUGGCUCAUCCUGAUGGAGAAUGUGCAACAGCUAGAGCUGCGUCAGCAGCAGGGACGAUUAUGACACUAUCCUCAUGGGCUACAUCAAAUGCGGAAGAAGUUGCUUCGACAGGACCUGGAAUUCACUUCUUCCAGCUUUACGUGUUAAAAGACAGAAAUGUUGUCGCACAACUUGUGAGGAGAGCUGAAAGAGCUGGUUUCAGAGCAAUUGUCCUUACCGUGGACACACCGAGGCUUGGUCGCAGAGAAGCUGACAUCAAGAAUAGAUUUGCUUUGCCUUCAUAUCUCACACUCAAGAAUUUUGAGGGUUUGGAUCUUGGAAAGAAUUAUAAGACAAAUGACUCAGGUCUUACCACUUACGCUGCUGAACAGACAGACCGAUCUCUAAGCUGGAAGGAUGUCAAGUGGCUUCAAACAAUCACAACACUGCCAAUUCUAGUGAAGGGUGUUCUAACUGCUGAAGAUACAAGGCUAGCUAUUCAAGCGGGAGCUGCUGGAAUCAUAGUGUCCAACCAUGGAGCUCGGCAACUUGAUUAUGUACCUGCAACCAUCAUGGCUCUGGAAGAGGUUGUAAAAGCUGCACAAGGAAAAAUUCCAGUUUUCCUGGAUGGUGGGGUUCGCCGCGGAACCGAUGUCUUCAAGGCAUUGGCUCUUGGAGCAUCUGGGGUAUUUAUCGGAAGGCCUGUCCUGUUCUCACUGGCGGCCGAGGGCGAACCUGGUGUGAAGAAAGUGCUUCAAAUGCUCCGUGACGAGUUUGAGCUGACUAUGGCAUUGAGUGGAUGCCGCUCGUUGAAGGAGAUCACCCGCGACCAUGUCAUGACUGAGUGGGACCGUCCUCGGAUCUUACCUCGCUUGUGAAUGUGGUGCCUCUUCUUGGUUUGUAUUGUGGAUUAACAGUGUGGAAUUUUACUGUCCAGGAACUUGUAUUUGCAGAAUAACAACGCAAUGUCCCUGGUUUGGGAUUAUGCGAACUCGGGUCACAUGGUGACUUCCUCCCAUGUAUCGAUGCCUAUGUCUGCUCUUAGUUGUUCCUUCUCUCCGAGAAAAUAUUAUGUACCUCUUAUGCUCCAGCGUGGCAAAUGAGAAGGUAGCGAGAA